AUGUCUGCUCCAUCUAUUCAGCCAUUACACCAAGCACAAGCUUCGGUCCCAAACUUACACAAAUCCAUGUUCAAAAGACAAGACCAUGUUACAGUUCCAGUCAAAAAUAAAUUCGCGUCUCCAACUGACGAUAUGCUGUCACCAUGCUCUCAAAAACUAAACGAUCACAAAUCUAAACUGUUCUCAUCUAAGGCGAAUCCCACAAAGCUGAAUUUCGCUACAAAACAAAGCGGAGAAGAUUCCGAAGACGAGUAG
Molecule: messenger RNA, 255 nt
Organism: Lachancea meyersii CBS 8951
Lineage: Eukaryota; Fungi; Ascomycota; Saccharomycetes; Saccharomycetales; Saccharomycetaceae
Source: the annotation of a GenBank genome assembly